AUAACACAGGCCUCUAUACUUGCCAAAAAUGAAACUGAUCCAACUAUCGUGCAAAACACUGAUGUAAGCAAUGCAAACAAUACUUUGGAUAAAGAUUGUGAUAAUGUGGAGGUUGUAGUAAAUAAUAAUAAUAUCACUGAUUGUAAUGAUACUAAAGUGCAAAAAGCUGAUGUACAAAUACAAAACUGCGAUACAAUUGAAGCACAAAUUGAGUGUACUAAUGCCAACGUCAUUGAAAAUAAUACAGAAAUACAGAAUUCAAGUGGAAUUAGUAAUGAACUACUUAAUCUGGAACAAAAAGCUCCUUUGAUUGUCAACUAUGAAACAUCUCACGGCAAUCGCCAUGAACAAAGUUCACCUAUUCGAAAUGCUGAAAAAAAUAUAAAAUCAUCAGCGCUAGCAGAUUUCAACAUAGAAACUUUACAUGCCAAUAACAAAAAAACCAUCCACAAAGAAAUAGCAAACAUUCUUCAAAGAGGAAAUUAUAAUCCUCCGCCACCAAAUGUUGAAGAAAAGCGAAACAGACAAGAAAAUAGUAUACCAAGAAAAAGUAGUGAAGACAAUAGCAGCGAAAAUAGCGCUUCGAGUGAAGAAAGUGGCGAACAUAUUAAAAAUAGAGCUGUAUAUCAAAAUCCUCCUACAAAUCGUGAAAACAAUAAUGAAAACUCUGACGAAUCGCAAGAAAGUAAGGAAAAUAGAGAAAACUUUAAUAAAGCUCAUUAUUCAGAUAAUGCAGUAUCUGCAGAAAGUAAAGAGAGUGCUGAACAAAUAGAUAGUAAAGAGAAAACAUCAAAAUAUUCAAAGUCUCUUGAACAGAGUGAAGAGAGCAAUGAAAGAGAUAUAAAACCGAGAGAUAAGCAACAAUAUUCAAACGAUGACCACAAAAGUGAAGUAUAA
This is a messenger RNA of Manduca sexta (tobacco hornworm), 897 nucleotides long. RefSeq lists its product as uncharacterized. The record is from RefSeq and is a predicted model, not a curated record. The transcript has 2 exons. The annotation marks the transcript as partial. NCBI's taxonomy places the organism in Eukaryota, Metazoa, Arthropoda, Insecta, Lepidoptera, Sphingidae.